AUGAAGUCCAGUACUUCAAAAGAAAAGUUAUGCGGCGAAAAUUCGCGGCAAAUGUACAAUAUGAUCAUCAACUCACAAAAAUCACGGUUCGAUAUUAAAGAUAUUGGAAUGUUCCAUCUAAUCGAUGAAAUUGAACGGCUCCGGAAGCUAUGGAAAGAGUCGGAAGAAUCAAAAAAACGGUUGAAUAUAGAGAUGCGAGAGACAGAAGAAGCUCUAGCAAAAGCUCGAAAGAAGUUGGCGAUGUUUGACAUCGAUGUGAAAGAUACUCAGAAGCACAUGCGCGCAUUGAUGGAGGAAAACAAGGCUUUGAAACUGGAUCUGAACGUAUAUGAGACUCGCGAGAAACAGCUUAAAGAUGCUAUGAAAAAUGGAAUUUUCAACAGUCUCACUAAGGAGGACCGUGACCAGUUUCAGUUUCUUCAUGAACCACUAGUUCGAACAUACUCGAAACGGGUGCAACAAAGACAUCCACAUUUGAUGGAGGAAACACAGGACGAGGAAGACGAUAGUGAGGUUGAUUAUGACGUAACUGGAGACAGUUUUGAAGAAGUAUAUACUCUACGAAACGGUAGAGAAGUUAGAAGAUCUUCAGCUGCUGGAAACCCAGGAGGUGCUAAAAGAAGAAGUGCAUCGGCUCACGCUGCGAGCAUUGCUGCCAACGCUAAUUCGAAAAGAAGCAGAAGCCGCGUAAUGGCGGCUACCAUAGAUGAAGAACCGAAUGAAGGAGGGACACCGCCGAAGCGCUAUCGCGAUGAUGGGGCAGCGUCUCCAACACUUCAUCAAGAAGUAACCACCACAACAACUACAACGACAACUACUGUUCAAAAUUCUGCACAACCACGCAUGUCUAUACAUCGCCAACUCACGAGAAGGAGUUUGAGCGUUGGGAGUAUCCCAUCCUGUGACCAUACUCCAGGGCAGACGACUAAUAACAACGGGAUGGGAAUGUCGUCGGCUAUUUUAACCAAAAGUACUCUGGACAUUCGUACUCUGAAACGUGGAACACCAGCCUGGACUAAUGGAACUACUCGUGACAUUGCAAUGAGGCCACAUUCGUUCGUAGAAGCCGGAAUCAAAGCGAUGAGAAAAUGCGAUAAAUGCGGAACUGCUUUGAAACUAGCAACAUCUAUGAAAUGCAGAGAUUGUCAUCAAGUCGUUCACAGGAAUUGUUGCAACAAGCUCCAUCUUCCAUGCAUACCUCGACCAAAAACGAUGAUGACACCGAAAUCAGCUGGGCGUGGGGCCAAAACGGGAGCUGGAGAAUUCCGUCUCCAAGAUUUUUGUACUGCCGCCAAACCCAUGAUUCCAGCUGUUGUUAUUCAUUGUGUCGUAGCUCUCGAAGCAAGAGGUUUGACUCAGGAGGGUAUUUAUCGUGUACCAGGAUCGACUAGAACAGUUACUAUGCUUCUUGAUGAACUGAGGUCAAAAACUGUUCCCAAUGUGAGCCUUCAUGAUGUUGAGGUUAUCACAGAUACUUUGAAAAGAUUUCUACGAGACCUGAAGGACCCAUUGAUUCCAAGAACUUCUCGUCAGGAACUGAUCGCUGCUUCGAAUUUGUACUCAACAGAUCCAGACAACGGCAGACUCGCCUUGAAUAGAGUGAUUUGCGAACUUCCACAAGCUAAUCGAGAUACGCUGGCUUAUCUAUUCAUUCAUUGGCGAAAAGUUAUUGCUCAGUCUAAUCGGAACAAAAUGAACUGUGAAGCUAUGGCACGAAUGGUUGCACCAGCUGUAAUGGGACAUCCUAUCAAGCAAUCUCAGUCUCAAGCCAUAGCUGGUCGGGAUAUGCAAGAUUGUCAUAGGGCAAUUACCGCCCUGUUUGAGUUUGAUGAUGUGUAUUGGCAAAGAUUCUUGGGAACAUCAACAUCAUCACACGCAUCUUCGAAUCAAAUAGAGAGUGCCCGUCACGAAAGUGUUGCUCUUUGCGAUCGCAGCAUUCUUGGACCUGUGACUACGUCGCCGGCUACUCCCCUGCUCUCUCGUUCUGCGAUAGCAACACGAAAUCGUGGAGCACAUCUGUUGGGACCGAUGUUCCACGAUUAG
Messenger RNA from Caenorhabditis remanei, 2043 nucleotides. RefSeq lists its product as uncharacterized. Bases 1 to 2043 code for a protein of 680 amino acids. Gene Ontology annotation, biological process: signal transduction. The record is from RefSeq and is a predicted model, not a curated record. NCBI's taxonomy places the organism in Eukaryota, Metazoa, Nematoda, Chromadorea, Rhabditida, Rhabditidae. The transcript is spliced from 6 exons.